UAUAAUGGAAACCACUUCAAGCUGGGUGUGCCGCUGCACCCCCAGCACCCCUAGUUAGAGAACCUAUGGACAUCUCCCAUAGGCAACUGCUCAGCCUCUCUCCUCCCAUUCCUCUGGAUAAGCUGCAUGAAAUUGCAGCCAAAGUGUAUGAAAAACUUGACGUCCUGUUGAGUGGAAAAACGUACCAACCAGGUAUUCUCCCUCAACGCCUGCAUGCUGUUUUUCAGAACCAGAUCCAGCUGCUGCAGAGAGCUAUCAUUGAAAGCAGACUGGAGUGUGAACGUCACUGUGGAAUCUUUAGAUAUGACGCUGUCUCCUGCAUGAAUUGUAACGUCUCCAGACCAGCUUGCUUUGGAUAUAACUGCGAAUCAUCAGAAGAAUGGGAAGCAGCCUUGAAAGGCCUUUUUGAUUACAUAAAUGAAAUAUACCAACAAUCAGCAAGGUGGCUAGUUGCCUUGAGAAGGAUCCCAGGCUUCCUCAAUUGCACAUCCACCAGCCCAGCAAUGCUAAACUUUAAAAGGAUAAAGGCCAGCAUGUCUGAGACUUGGCACAACACACUUGUGAACAGGAAGACUACUGGAUGGCACAAAUACAGAAUCCCCACCACCACAGUGAUAGACUGCUGAGCUGCAAUUUUUUAAAUGAACAUGUAGAAUAUAUUAGGUGUAAGGGAAAUUAAACAUUAGAAA
Messenger RNA from Chelonoidis abingdonii (Abingdon island giant tortoise), 689 nucleotides. RefSeq names its product IZUMO family member 4 (gene IZUMO4). The record is from RefSeq and is a predicted model, not a curated record. Gene Ontology annotation, cellular component: nucleus. Lineage: Eukaryota; Metazoa; Chordata; Testudines; Testudinidae.